Molecule: messenger RNA, 228 nt
Organism: Clonostachys solani
Lineage: Eukaryota; Fungi; Ascomycota; Sordariomycetes; Hypocreales; Bionectriaceae
Source: the annotation of a GenBank genome assembly
AUGGGCGAGGCCGCCAGCUUACCAUUGUUCCCCCGCAUGGCAUCCCGGCAGCUCUCUCAUGAAAUCGUGGCAAGGCUUGCGUUGCUCAGUUACUCGGGCCCCUUCAGUGAGACCAUCACCAAGGGUGAGCUUUGGCACAGACGAGAUGAGCAUCCAUCUUCCCUUGAGAGAGAGCGGUCAAUCGAAACGCGGAUCAGUGCCAUAACGUACCGACCUAUCAGUACGUAG